Messenger RNA from Diorhabda carinulata, 917 nucleotides. RefSeq lists its product as uncharacterized. The record is from RefSeq and is a predicted model, not a curated record. The transcript has 2 exons. Bases 153 to 599 code for a protein of 148 amino acids. Lineage: Eukaryota; Metazoa; Arthropoda; Insecta; Coleoptera; Chrysomelidae.
UAUACACAAUGAAUUUGAUGUCAAUCAACUUCAUGUCAGUCAUUGUAGUAAAUUUUUUUCGAAGUGUUUUCUAUGUUUCACCAAAUUUUUGUUGCUUUGCUGAAGCAGCAUAUCAUGAAUACAAAUAUAUCAUAUGAAAUUCAUCGAUCAAAAUGUCUGUAAUAUCACCGACGGAUCACUUUUCUGGUUGUUUUGGAAUAUUGACGAAAUUGAAUGCUAAGAAUACAGACAACAUCAAAUAUUCUAAAACGCAGUUUUUUCAGAAAGUUUCCAAACCUUCAAAUAGUUACGAUUCAUCAACUCGUAUAACUGUUCAAACUCACAAAUACCAGAGAGUGUCCACUCCCGAAUCUUUUGUCAGAACCUCCAAAUUUCAACAGAAAGGAAUCAUUUUUAUAUGGCCACAAAAAAAGACGCAUUUCAGGGAUAUUUCAGCCGAAAGCUUCUGGGAGUCUCUACUAUAUACCAGGGACAAUGUAACUGUACCUACAUCAAACUUGUGGAUAAUGCCCCGUUGCAAGGAACUACAACAGUGUAUCCAGACGUACACGUGGCAUAUACGGAGCUCCAGAACAUCGGCCAACGUAUUUAUUUGUUAAUCUAUUAGAUAAAAUGUAACUAGAGGAAACAGAAAAUAAAGAUAUUUUUAAUAAGUAAAUGAAUGUUAGAUAACAAGUAGAACUGGUUUUGUUAUCUAACAUGAGCAUACCCAGUAAGAAAAUGGGACACAAUCUUAGGGAUUUUAUAUGACAGCGAUAAUUAAGCACCUACCCUCUCAGGAUAAUAUUUUCGUACUUUUUCUCAUUUUUUAUAUUAUUUUUUCACUGGAAAAAUCGUGAUUAACUAGCACUCGAAAUUCGUUUUUUUAUAUUUACCAAAUAACUGAGUGAAGAUGUUGUAGACCUAGUAAAGAAAGU